ACAUCUCAAAAUGUCAUUUAAUACUUUAUUAGUCUGUGUUACUGCUUGUUUAUUACAGAAUGCCAUUUGCCAGACUGUGCUCUCGCUAAAUAACUGCGGGUGCCAGCAGCAACCCCAAGCCCUCAACCUUGGCAACUUAGGCCUCGCGAUCGGCAACCCCAGCCUCUCGAUUAGUAACCCCGGCCUCUCGUCUUGCAACUCUGGGGGCCUCUCGCUUGGAAACACUGGCGGCCUCUCGCUUGGAAACGCUGGGGGCCUCUCGCUUGGCAACGCUGGCAAUGGGAUCAACCUUGGAGGCCUCAGUUCUCAGAAUUUGGUACUUGGCAAUUUGCCGGUUAACAAUUGCAAUAAUGUUGUUCAGAGCACCAGCCAGCAAUGUGGCUACGGCGACGUCGCCAUAGUAGGCGAGCUGCCAGUGCAGGGGCCGACGGCCGUGUGUGGUAACGUUCCAGUCAUUGGCUACGUGGUGUUCGAGGGGGACGUGCCAGCUGGUGGCUUGGUCUCCGUUGUGGAUCCUUGCGGUUGCCAAUGCAAUAAUAAUGUGCAAUAA
Molecule: messenger RNA, 550 nt
Organism: Cydia fagiglandana
Lineage: Eukaryota; Metazoa; Arthropoda; Insecta; Lepidoptera; Tortricidae
Product: chorion class A proteins Ld9-like
Exons: 3
Coding region: 11-550 (179 amino acids)
Source: RefSeq, a predicted model, not a curated record